Gracilinanus agilis (Agile Gracile Mouse Opossum) is the source of this 777-nucleotide messenger RNA. RefSeq names its product TRAF interacting protein with forkhead associated domain (gene TIFA). Gene Ontology annotation, molecular function: protein binding. The transcript is spliced from 2 exons. Gene Ontology annotation, biological process: canonical NF-kappaB signal transduction. The record is from RefSeq and is a predicted model, not a curated record. NCBI's taxonomy places the organism in Eukaryota, Metazoa, Chordata, Mammalia, Didelphimorphia, Didelphidae. Bases 78 to 656 code for a protein of 192 amino acids.
AGGGUGCAUGGCCCAAGGCUGAGAGCUCAGGGACCUUAAACUCCUUCCAUGUCGCCCGUUUUACCGGUCUGCCUCUGAUGCCUGCCAUGACCAGCUUUGAAGAUGCUGACACUGAGGAGACCCUCACUUGCUUCCAUGUCACAGUCUAUCAUCCGGGCCAGGAUCACAAUCAGGUGUUUGAGGGGCUGAACUUUUGCAAACGAGAAAAGCUCUCAUCCACAGAAGUGGUAAGGUUUGGUCGGAAUCCCAAGCUGUGCCAUUAUAUCUUUCAAGACAAACAAGUUUCCAGAAUUCAGUUCUCUCUGCAGCCAUUUAAAGACUUCAACAGUUCAGUCCUCUCAUUUGAAAUUAAAAACCUGAGUAAGAAAACCAGCCUGCUUGUGGGCAAUAUAGAACUUGGCUAUCUCAACAAAACCGAAUUUCCGGGCAGAUGCAUCAUGCGGUUUGGAGACUACCAGUUCCUGAUGGAGAAAGAAGAUGGGGAGUCCUUGGAAUAUUUCGAGACACGCUUUAUGCUGGCGCCACGGUCCCUCUUAGAGGAAAGACACUUUGGGAACCCUGUACCUGAGAAUAGAGGUUCUCCUUCAUCUUCAUGGCCUAUAGAAAUGGAUGAAAAUGAAUACCGAACAGAUGGAGAAGAUGACAGGAACAUCUAAAAGGAGAGGGAAAGGCAGGCAACUUGAUGGGUGUGAUUUGGGCAGAAUGAACUGAACUUCAGCUGCAUUUCCGUCUUCCUUGUCAUCCAAUUGGCAUGGAUACUCUGAGGUUGUUUUUUGA